AUGGCCCAUAACUUCUUGCUGUCUUCACCUUCAAGGUUGGAUCCACAACUAUUUGUACCUAAGGACCAAGAUGUGGGUCUGACAAACGCUUCCAAUAACCCUCCGUUGGGUAAAUUCAUGCCUAGUGCCACUGGUACGCCAUUUCCAGGCUGGACACCGGUCAUGUCUAAGACAAUCGACCAAUACCCCAAUUUGAACAUCACCCCCAAUAGAUUUGGCAAUAGUGUAGGAAUGAAUUUGACCACAACGAUUGGUAACACACCUGCGGCCCCUGGAGGGUUGAAUCAGGUGGCUGCUGCUGCGGCAACAGGGACAUCUGCCAGUACCCAUUUCCUCGGGUCAAUGGGGGGACAAUAUCAGAAUCCUGGAGAAAUGGUGGAUUUAUCAUUGACUCCAUUUCUUAACCAAUAUAAUCAACAACAACUUCAAUUACAAUUGCAAUAUUCAAAUUCAGUGAGUCAUGCGGGUUCUUUAGGUGUAACACCUUUCCAAGAUAAAUCGUACCAGUUAGUUGACUUUUUCAUGGAUUCUCCUAUUGCUGAUCAAAAUGGAUCACAUUCAGGUCCAAACGGAUCACAGGUAAUUAUUUCAACUCCUUUCAGAGACCAAUCGGAAAGCAUUACUCCUUCUAAAUUUAGAAUUGGUACAAACCUGAUCCCCAAUUCAGUUGCCAAAUUGCUUGACUUUUCCAAUUCUAAGAAGAGUCGAGCUCCUAUGGUAGAAUUAUCCCGUAGUAAGGCUAAUUCUAAGGAAGUCAUGAAUAAGCAAAAAAGAUCCAUUUCUCAGGUUGACACACCUCCAAGACAAGCUCACAAAUUGCUUAGCAACUUGAAGGAAGGUGAAAACAAAGAGAACAUUCUUCCAAUAAAGGACAAGUCCACACUUAAAGAUAAAGAUCACGGUAACGAUGAAAAUGAUGACGAAGAUCACAAUGAUGAAGAUAAUAAUGAUGAUGCUGAUGAUGCUGAUGAUGAUGCUGAUGAUGCUGAUGAUGCUGAUGAUGAUGAUGAUGAUAAAGACAAUGUUGAUGAUGAAGACGAUGAUUACGAGAAGAACAAUUCAUUCCUUCAAACACCAAGUAAGAAGUAUAUUCCCAAGAGUCGAGUUGCAAGAACUCCCAAGAAUUCAACGGGGGUCACAGUUGUAAUGGCAGGUAAUGCUCAUAAUCUGGCAAUCAAUAAUUUCCAAACACCCAAAGGGAAAACUACUAUACCACUUUCAUCACCUUCCACAAUUGUUGUUAAUUCAAGUGCCAAAACAUCACCAACUGGUUUCUCUUCUACUCCCUUGCAAAAGGCUAAGUCUACCACUUCCACUACCAAUUUGAACGUUUCUGCUUCACCUGGAAAUCGUCGACAGUCCCCAACAAGAAUAAAGAUUGAAGAUGACAUUGGCAUUCCUAUGAUGGGAGUAUUCCAAGAAAGCAAGAAGAAGGCUCCCAUAAACAAUAAUAAACAAAAACGUAAAGGUGGAGUUAACAAGUUUCAAAUCAUUUUCACUGAUGUUCAUACAUUAAUGAAUUCCAAGAACCCUCCACAUAUUGGGACUACUAAUAAUAUUAACAAUAAUAGCAAGAAGAGUUCCAAUUCUAAUACAUCAAAUUCAUCAAUGAAUCCCAAUGGAUAUAGAACAUCAUUAUCACCAUCUGGGAAGAAGAAUGAAAAGAAAAAGACCAAAAAAUCAUUAAAUCAAGGAACAUUUCCUCAUCAAGGAUCACUGAUGAUGAUGCAAUCUCAGAAUCCAGGAUACUUAUCACAUUUAUCACCUUCAAUGUCUCAUGCCAUACUUCAUCCCAACAGUAAUAAUCUGAUGGUCCAAAAUGCCGACCAAUCAAUUAAUACUUCCAAAGAGAUUAGUAUUCUUUCCAAUGCCAAUACUUCUAACCUUAAUAUAACUGACCAUACGUCGUUUGAUAUGAAUAGUUUGGUUUCUUCUAUUGGAUAUCAUUCCAAUUCUGUUCAACCACUGGGAAAUUUCCUUACUGCAUCACCCAAUACACUGAAGUAUAUUCAACAACAACUGCAGCAGCAACAGCAGCAACAGCAGCAACAUCAACAAUUUAUGUACCAACAGCAUUUACCAUUACAUCACUCUACUAUGGAACAGGCAGUCAUGCCACCACCCAAGAAUGCUCAUCACCAAACUUCACACCCUCAACUACAGCAGGGAAUGCAUACGUUGGAAACAACCAAUAUGAAUGGCAGUAUGAUCAUGAGCACACCUCAGCAUUCCCAUAUUAUGAAUUAUCCCAAUUACUCCCCCCAGAAAUGGGACUGA
Lizanozyma spartinae is the source of this 2277-nucleotide messenger RNA. RefSeq lists its product as uncharacterized. The coding region runs from base 1 to 2277 and encodes 758 amino acids. The transcript has a single exon. Lineage: Eukaryota; Fungi; Ascomycota; Pichiomycetes; Serinales; Debaryomycetaceae. The record is from RefSeq and is a predicted model, not a curated record.